UAUGCGGUGGUGGUAUCGUAGCCACCGGAAAGAUGUAAACGGAGAACGAGAUUAAAAUCAUUCACAACAAGGAGAUAGAAAUAAUUCUAUCAACAACGGUGUCCCUCUCGAAUUACCACAGAGCUUGAAAACCAAGCCGGUCGCAUUCAGAUACGACCAGGAGUGGACUGGUGGCGCGGACUUGUUUCAGGCAGUAGACGUUAGGAGAAUGGACGGGGCGAUAUGGCGGAGGGCCUGCUGUGAUGCUGGCCGCAGCCGGAGCCUGACCAGCGGGCUGGUGGAGGUUGGUGGCCGGGGCUCGAUGCUCCAAACACUGCUCCUUUUCUACGUGUUCGGGCUGCUCUUUGGACUUCCCGCUGUCACCGAGGCGAAAGAAUGCGACAAACCGUGCAUGAAUGGGCAAUGCAACACGGUAACGGGCAACUGUGUGUGCAGCCCCGGCUGGAUCGGGGACCAAUGCCAACACUGCGGAGGAAGGUUCAGGUUGACGGGCCCCUCAGGGUUCCUGACAGAUGGACCAGGAAACUAUAAGUACAAGACCAAGUGCACCUGGCUCAUCGAGGGAACGCCCAACAGCAUCCUCAGACUGAGGUUGGACCACUUUGCUACAGAGUGCAGCUGGGACCACCUGUAUGUGUACGAUGGUGACUCUAUCUACACUCCUCUACUGGCUGCCUUCAGUGGGUUGAUAGUUCCUGAGCGCUAUGGCAACGAGACGGUUCCGGAGGUGGUGUCACAGUCCGGUUACGCCCUCCUCCACUUCUUCAGCGACGCUGCCUAUAACCUGACCGGCUUCAACAUCUCAUAUAGUGUGAACACGUGUCCUAACAACUGUUCUGGCCGAGGGGAGUGUCGCGUUGGGAACUCAACAGGUGCUGUUUAUUGUGACUGUGAAUCCAAUUGGAAGGGCGAGGCCUGUGAUGUCCCUUACUGCCUGUCAGACUGUGGUUGGCCUGACAGGGGACACUGCCUUCAGGACACAAAGACAUGUCGAUGCCAGCCUGGGUGGCAAGGUCCAGACUGCUCUGUGUCCAUCCCGGCCAACUCUUCAUUCUGGCAGCGGGAGGAAUACCCUGGGCCGGGGCUGGCCAGGGCUUCCCACAAGGCCGUAGUGGAUCAGGGGGUCAUGUGGGUCAUCGGGGGUUAUGUCUUCAACUCCUCAGACUACCAGAUGGUCAAAGCGUAUAACCUCAGCUCCCAUCGCUGGCUGUCUCUCAACCGCUCUGUCAACUCCGUCAUGGGACGAUACGGACACUCUCUGGCACUACAUGAGGGAAAGAUCUACAUGUACGGAGGGAAGAUAGACUCUACUGGCAACGUGACCAGCCAGCUGUGGGUGUUCCACAUCCAGAACCAGACCUGGGUGUCCCUCUCUGCCCGAGCCCAGGAACAGUGGGCCGUGGUGGGACACUCUGCCCACGUAGUGCCCCCCCUGUUGGAGGGGGGUAGUCCAGUCAUGUUGGUGCUGUUCGGACACUGUCCUCUAUACGGGUACAUCAGCCAGGUGCAGGAGUACAACUUUGCUAGGAACACGUGGCGUGCCGUGGUUACAGAUGGAGCCCUGGUGCAGGGAGGGUACGGCCACAGCAGUGUGUUUGACCCCUCCUCCCGAGCCAUCUACAUCCACGGAGGGUACAAGGCCUUCAGCGCUAACAAGUACGGCCUGUCUGGAGACCUGUACAUGUACGACGUGGACCGCAGCCGAUGGACGGUACUAAAGGACAGCGGGUUCUUCCGGUACCUCCACACGGCGGUCAUCGUUAGCGGAACCAUGCUGGUGUUUGGAGGGAACACUCACAACGACACGUCCAUGAGCCACGGCGCCAAGUGCUUCUCCUCGGACUUCAUGGCCUAUAACCUGGCAUGUGAUGAGUGGUCAGUGCUGUCCAGACCAGACCUCCACCAUGAUGUCAACCGCUUUGGACACACAGCCAUCUACAGUGACAGUGUAAUGUACGUGUUCGGGGGGUUUAACAGUCUCCUGCUGAGUGACAUUCUGAUGUAUACGCCAGCCAGCUGCUCCAGCGCUCCCAACGCUGCCGUCUGUGCAGCAACUUGGCUGGGAGUUCACUGCCUCUGGAAUGAUACCCUAGGGACCUGCCUGCCUUGGGACUCGAAACCUGGAUUCCUGGAUGAGCAGACCGCCUUGGCCUCCUGUGGAACCAGAACAUAUGCUGACAACGAUCGUUGUGACCACUACACGGACUGCUACAGCUGUACAGCCAAUACUAACGGCUGCCAGUGGUGUGCUGUUCAGUGUGUCUCCGUGAGCUCCAACUGCACGGCCGUCACGGGGGCCAUAGUGGAGUAUGGUGUCUGCCCCAAAGACAACCCGUCAUAUGUCUGCAACAAGAAGACCAGCUGUAAGAGCUGUGGUGUGGACCAGAACUGCCAGUGGGAACCCAGAAACCAGGAGUGUAUCUCUCUACCUGAGAAUAUAUGUGGUGAGAACUGGCACCUGGUUGGUAACUCAUGUCUGAAGUUCAUCACAGCCAAGGACUCGUAUGAUAAUGCAAAGCUGACCUGUCGGGGUCACAACGCCGUCCUGGCCUCACUGACCAAUCAGAAGAUGGUGGACUUCGUCCUUAAGGAGCUGCAGAUCAUGAGCGUUCUGGUGAGCAAGUACAAGGCCUCGGUGACGCCGUGGGUGGGGCUGAGGAAGAUCAACGUCUCCUAUUGGUGCUGGGAAGACAUGUCACCCUUCACGAACACCUCCCUCCAGUGGUUGCCGGGGGAACCCAGCGACGCCGGUUUCUGUGGUUACCUAGCAGAGCCGGCUUCCAGCGGUCUUAAGGCCCAGACCUGCAUCAGCCCUGUUAACGGGAGUCUGUGUGAACGAGCAGCCAAUCACAGUGCCAAGCAGUGUCGGACGGCGUGCGCCAUGCGGGCUACGUGUGCUGAGUGUACCAGCAGCAGCUCUGAGUGUAUGUGGUGCAGCAACAUGAGGCAGUGUGUGGACUCUAAUGCAUACGUAGCCUCCUUCCCCUUCGGACAGUGUAUGGAGUGGUACACUAUGAACAGCUGUCCACCUGAGAACUGUUCUGGGUACAGGACGUGUGGCCAGUGUUUGGAGCAGCCGGGCUGUGGCUGGUGUACAGACCCCAGUAAUACUGGGCGUGGCCAGUGCAUCGAGGGGUCCUAUCGGGGGCCGUUCCAGACCACUGUCCCCGCCCCCUCCACCCUGCCUGGUCCGGCCUCUAGUCCCGCCUCCCAGCCGGCUCUCAACAUCAGCAUGUGUCCUUACGACACCAAGUACAACUGGAGCUUUAUACUCUGUCCAGCGUGCCAGUGUAACGGCCACAGUCAGUGUGUGAAUCACAGUGUAUGUGAGAAGUGUGAGGACCUUACAACAGGACGCCACUGUGAGAGCUGCAUCUCUGGUUACUAUGGAGACCCCACCAACGGGGGCAGCUGCCAACCGUGUAAGUGUAACGGCCAUGCCGGUGUGUGUAACCCAAACAACGGGAAGUGUUUCUGCACCACCAAGGGCAUCAAAGGAGACCGCUGUCACCUGUGUGAGGUGGAGAACCGUUACCAAGGAAACCCUCUGAAAGGAACGUGUUACUACACCCUGCUGAUAGACUACCAGUUCACCUUCAGUCUGUCUCAGGAGGACGACCGCUACUACACCGCCAUCAACUUUGUAGCAACACCCGAGGAGCAGAAUCGUGAUCUGGUUGUGUUCAUCAACGCCUCCAAGAACUUCAACCUCAACAUCACCUGGGCCGCCAGCUUCACAGUAGGUACCCAAACAGGCGAGGAGAUCCCCAUUGUCUCCAGGAGUAACAUCAAGGAGUUUAAAGACAGUUUCUCCAACGAGAACUUUGACUUCCGCAACAACCCAAACAUCACUUUCUUCGUCUAUGUCAGCAACUUCACCUGGCCCAUCAAGAUACAAAUUGCCUUCUCUCAGCACAGUAACUUCAUGGAUCUGGUGCAGUUCUUCGUCACGUUUUUCAGCUGUUUCCUGUCCCUCCUCCUGGUUGCAGCAGUCGUCUGGAAGAUCAAACAGAGCUGCUGGGCGUCACGGCGACGCGAGCAACUCCUCCGUGAGAUGCAGCAGAUGGCUAGCCGGCCGUUCGCCACCAUCAACGUUGCCUUGGAAACGGACGAGGAGCCGCCCGACCUGAUUGGUGGAAACGUCAAGACGGUGCCCAAGCCCAUCGCCCUGGAGCCGUGUUUUGGGAACAAGGCUGCUGUCCUCUCCAUCUUUGUCCGUUUACCCAGAGGCACCGGGGGCAUCCCCCCGCCCGGUCAGUCUGGUCUAACGGUGGCCUCGGCCCUGGUGGAUGUGUCUCAGCAGAUGUGUCUUGGUUACAAGGAGAAGUCAUGUGGUCUGAAGAACAGGAAGCAACACCCCUCUGCACAGCCCUCCACCUGUAUCUGACCACACCCCCUCCCUGCCCCUGGACCCCACCCUGCUCCACCCUAACCCCUUCCCCCACCCCAGAGACUAUAACCCCGAACUGAAGGAAGAGAAGGAGGGAGAAAAGGGGGAGAGGAAUGGAGGGAGUUAGUGGGGAGAGGACAGUCACCCUCCUAAAGGCUUCCCAGUUGACACCUGGUGCACCACAGCACCUCGUCAGAAGAGAGGGACCACGGCUUCAUUGCUGCUCGAGGAGAGGUGUUGUUGUCUGGUGUCCACCCGGGUGUAACUGGUGAUGUUAACAGGCUCCUGUUAGAAUCUGUCCUAGGGUCAGUUGUCCUUCUGUUUUCUUCUUCUGGUGAGACCACACAGCUGCUCUGGUUCUCCUCUCCUUUCUAUGCCCCCCCCUCUCCACUUCUGCCCUCUCCAUUCCUCCCCUCUCCUCCCCCUGUCUCCCCUUCUCUACCCCCUGUCUCCCCUUCUCUACCCCCUGCCUCCCUUCUCUACCCCUCUCUACCCCCUGCCUCCCCUCUCUACCCCUCUCUACCCCCUGCCUCCCCUCUCUACCCCUCUCUACCUCCUUCUCUACCCCUCUCUACCUCCUUCUCUACCCCUCUCUGCCCCCUGCCUCCCCUCUCUACCCCUUUCUACCCCCUGCCUCCCCUCUCUACCCCUCUCUGCUCCCUGCCUCCCCUCUCCACCCCUCUCUACCUCCUUCUCUACCCCUCUCUACCCCCUGCCUCCCCUCUCUACCCCCUGCCUCCCCUCUCUACCCCCUUCUCUACCCCUCUCUAACCCCUGCCUCCCCUCUCUACCGCUCUCCACCCCUCUCUACCCCCUGCCUCCCCUCUACCUCCUUCUCUACCCCUCUCUACCCCCUGCCUCCCCUCUCUACCCCCUGCCUCCCCUCUCUACACCCUUCUCUACCCCUCUCUAACCCCUGCCUCCCCUCUCUACUGCUCUCCACCCCUCUCUACCCCCUGCCUCCCCUCUCUACCCCUUUCUACCCCACUCUACCCCUGCCUCCCCUCUCUACCCCCUCUACCUCCUUCUCUACCCCUCUCUACCCCCUGCCUCCCCUCUCUACCCCUCUCCACACUCGGCUCACUGCUCUCUGCCUCUCCUCUGUUACCCAUUCAGGUUGAAAACACUGUUUCCUAACAGAUAUCUCCUGUCUGAGGCUUCAACAAAGCUUUAAACAAGACAUCACCUUCCUGUAUAACUUCCUGUUGCCUCCUAGCCUCUAACCCUCUAACAGUCUGAGUUGUGGGAUGUUAUUUCCCUGUUGUCCUAACCUGGGUAUCUUCAGCCUAACAACAUCCCCCAACCCACCGGGCUGUUCUCCUGAAGGAGUAUCUAUAGGAACAAUAGGGGGGGAGGGAUUUGACCCGUGGAUGUGAAGGCAGUGUAAACAGCAGCAGAUCUCCCUCUAUACCUCGCUGGGACAGACAGACUGGGGGACAUUUACAUGUCUAUGACCUCUAUUAUGGGACAGACAGACUGGGGGACAUUUACAUGUCUAUGACCUCUAUUAUGGGACAGACAGACUGGGGGACAUUUACAUGUCUAUGACCUCUAUUAUGGGACAGACAGACUGGGGGACAUUUACAUGUCUAUGACCUCUAUUAUGGGACAGACAGACUGGGGGACAUUUACAUGUCUAUGACCUCUAUUAUGGGACAGACAGACUGGGGGACAUUUACAUGUCUAUGACCUCUAUUAUGGGACAGACAGACUGGGGGACAUUUACAUGUCUAUGACCUCUAUUAUGGGACAGACAGACUGGGGGACAUUUACAUGUCUAUGACCUCUAUUAUGGGACAGACAGACUGGGGGACAUUUACAUGUCUAUGACCUCUAUUAUGGGACAGACAGACUGGGGGACAUUUACAUGUCUAUGACCUCUAUUAUGGGACAGACAGACUGGGGGACAUUUACAUGUCUAUGACCUCUAUUAUGGGACAGACAGACUGGGGGACAUUUACAUGUCAUUACAUUUAGUAAUAAUCACACAAAAGGGGAAAAGAUUGUUCUCUGUAAAUGAAUGUAUGGCAAGAGAGACUGUUGUCAAAGGCAUCCUGUAUUAUGGGAUGAGUGUCUCUGUGACCUCUAUUAUGGGAUGAGUGUCUCCGUGACCUCUAUGAUGGGAUGAGUGUCUCCGUGAGCUCUAUGAUGGGAUGAGUGUCUCCGUGAGCUCUAUUAUGGGAUGAGUGUCUCCGUGACCUCUAUGAUGGGAUGAGUGUCUCCGUGAGCUCUAUGAUGGGAUGAGUGUCUCCGUGACCUCUAUUAUGGGAUGAGUGUCUCCGUGACCUCUAUUAUGGGAUGAGUGUCUCCGUGACUUCUAUUAUAGGAUGAGGGUCUCCGUGACCUGCAGACCAAAGCUUCAUACAGUAAAUGACACCGCAGAUAGAGAAGCAGGCAGGGGGUCCAGAUAGUUUUGGGACACAGCAUUGCACCAUAUUCCUGCUUCAUGCAAGCAUCCAGAAUCCUGCCCUCUACCUGGGAUGGCAGCAGAGCUCUCCCCCUCUCCUCUCCUCCUCUCCCCCUCUCCUCUCCUCCUCUCCUCCUCCUCAGCCUCCAGUAUCCUGCCCUCUACCUGGGAUGGCAGCUCCUCCUCUCCUCUCCUCUCCUCUCGUGCCAUCACACAGACCCCAAGGAGCUGGUCUCAGCAGCAAGCCUCUGCAACAUACAUUGUAUUCAGAAAGUAUUCAUACCCCCUUGACUUUAGAAAUACAUUUGAUUGAUUGAUUGAUUUAUUCCACAUUUUGUUGUGUUACAGCCUGAAUUCAAAAUGGAUUCAAUUGAUUUGUUUUCUCACCCAUCUACACACGAUACCCCAUAAUGACAUCACAAUACCCCAUAAUGAUGAAGUGAAAACAUGUUUUUAGAAAUCUUAGCAAAUGUAUUGAAAAUGAAAUACAGAAAUCUAAUUGACAUAAAUAUUCAGACCCUUUGCUAGGGGACUCAAAAUUGAUCUCAGGUGCUUCCUGUUUCCAUUGAUCAUCCUUGAUGGUAUAUAAGGUCUAUAUAAGGUUCCACAGUCGACAGUGCAUGUCAGAGCAAAAACCAAGCCAGACGGAAGCCACUCUUAAGAAAAAGGCACAUGACACCUUGUAGUCUGCAAAAAGGCACAUGACACCUUGUAGUCUGCAAAAAGGCACAUGACACCUUGUAGUCUGCAAAAAGGCACAUGACACCUUGUAGUCUGCAAAAAGGCACAUGACACCUUGUAGUCUGCAAAAAGGCACAUGACACCUUGUAGUCUGCAAAAAGGCACAUGACACCUUGUAGUCUGCAAAAAGGCACAUGACACCUUGUAGUCUGCAAAAAGGCACAUGACACCUUGUAGUCUGCAAAAAGGCACAUGACACCUGGUAGUCUGCAAAAAGGCCCAUGACACCUUGUAGUCUGCAAAAAGGCACAUGACACCUGGUAGUCUGCAAAAAGGCACAUGACACCUUGUAGUCUGCAAAAAGGCACAUGACACCUUGUAGUCUGCAAAAAGGCCCAUGACACCUUGUAGUCUGCAAAAAGGCACAUGACACCUGGUAGUCUGCAAAAAGGCCCAUGACACCUUGUAGUCUGCAAAAAGGCACAUGACACCUUGUAGUCUGCAAAAAGGCCCAUGACACCUUGUAGUCUGCAAAAAGGCACAUGACACCUUGUAGUCUGCAAAAAGGCACAUGACACCUUGUAGUCUGCAAAAAGGCACAUGACACCUGGAGUCUGCAAAAAGGCACAUGACACCUGGAGUCUGCAAAAAGGCACAUGACACCUUGUAGUCUGCAAAAAGGCACAUGACACCUUGUAGUCUGCAAAAAGGCACAUGACACCUUGUAGUCUGCAAAAAGGCACAUGACACCUUGUAGUCUGCAAAAAGGCACAUGACACCUUGUAGUCUGCACAUGACACCUUGUAGUCUGCAAAAAGGCACAUGACACCUUGUAGUCUGCGAAAAGGCACAUGACACCUUGUAGUCUGCGAAAAGGCACAUGACACCUUGUAGUCUGCAAAAAGGCACAUGACACCUUGUAGUCUGCGAAAAGGCCCAUGACACCUUGUAGUCUGCGAAAAGGCACAUGACACCUUGGAGUCUGCAAAAAGGCGCAUGACACCUUGUAGUCUGCAAAAAGGCACAUGACACCUUGUAGUCUGCAAAAAGGCACAUGACACCUUGUAGUCUGCAAAAAGGCACAUGCGGCUACUUUGAAGAAUCUGAAAUGUAAAAUAUAUUUUGAUUUGUUUAACACUUUUUUUUGGUUACUACAUGAUUCCAUGUGUUAUUUCAUAGUUUUGAUGUCUUCACUAUUAUUCUACAAUGUAGAAAAUAGUAAAAAUGAAGGAAAAUACUUGAAUGAGUAGGUGUUCCAAAACGUUUGACCGGUACUGUAUAUAUAUAUAUAGUAUUCACUUGGGAACAUCACUUCUUUCCAAAAGAAUUCAGACCCCUUGACUUUCUCCACAUUUUGUUACGUUACAGCCUUAUUCUAAAAUUGAUACAAUCAUUCUUUUUCUCAACCAUCUACAAACAUUACCCCAUAAUGACAUCACAAUACCCCAUAAUGACAUCACAAUACCCCAUAAUGACAUCACAAUACCCCAUAAUGACAUCACAAUACCCCAUAAUGACAUCACAAUACCCCAUAAUGACAAAUUCAAAGUCAAGGGGUCUGAAAACUUUCCGAAUGCACUGUACAUAAGUAUUCAGACCCUUUCACUCAGUACUUUGUUGAAGCACCUUUGGCAGCGAUUACAGCCUCUAGUCUUCUUGUGUAUGAUGCUACAAGAUUGGUACACCUGUAUUUGGGGAGUUUCUCCCAUUCUUCUCUGCAGAUCCUCUCAAGCUCUGUCAGUUUGGAUGGGGAGCGUUGCUGUACAGCUAUUUUCAGGUCUCUCCAGUGAUGUUCGAUCAGGUUCAAGUCCGAGCUCUGGCUGGGCGACUCAAAGACUUGUCUUCUCAAAGACUUGUCCUGAUGCCACUCCUGCGUUGUCUUGGCUGUGUGCUUAGGGUCGUUGUCCUGUUGGAAGGUGAACCUUUGACCCAGUCCGAGGUCCUGAGCAGGUUUUCAUCAAGUAACUCUGUACUUUGCUCAGGUCAUCUUUGCCUCGACCCUGACUAGUCUCCCAGUCCCUGCCUCUGAAAAACAUCCCCACCGCAUGAUGCUGCCUCCACCAUGCUUCACAGUAGGGAUGGUGCCAGGUUUACUCCAAACGUGACGCUUGGCAUUUAGGCCAAAGAGUUCAAUCUUGGUUUCAUCAGACCAGAGAAUCUUGUUUCUCAAUGUCUGAGAGUCAUUAGGUGCCUUUUGGCAAACUUCAAGUGGGCUGUCAUGUGCCUUUUACUAAUGAGUGGCUUCCGUCUGGCCUCUCUACCAAAAAGGUCUGAUUGGUGGAGUGCUGCAGAGAUGUUUGUGCUUCUGGAAAGUUCUCCCAUCUCCACAGAGGAACUCUGGAGCUCUGUCAGAGUGACCAUCAGGUUCUUGGUCACCUCCCUGACCAAGGCCUUUCUCCCACGAUUUCUCUGUAUGGCCGGGCGGCCAGCUCUUGGAAGAGUCUUGGUGGUUCCAAACUUCUUCCAUUUAAGAAUGAUGGAGGCCACUGUGUUCUUGGGGACCUUCAAUGCUGCAGAAAUGUUUUGGUACCCUUCCCCAGAUCUGUGCCUCGACACAAUCCUGUCUCAGAGCUCUACGGACAAUUCCUCUGACCUCAUGUCUUGGUUUUUGCUGUGAAAUGCACUGUCAACUGUGGGACCUUAUACAGACAGGUGUGUGCCUUUCCAAAUCAUGUCCAAUCAAUUGAAUUUACCACAGGUGGACUCCAAUGAAGUUGUGGAAACAUCUCAAGGAUGAUCAAUGGAAACAGGAUGCACCUGAGCUCAAUUUCGAGUCUCAUAGCAAAGGGUCUGAAUAUUAUAUCUGUUUGUUAUUUUAAUACCUUUCUAAAACUGGGUUCUGCUUUGUCAUUAAGCGAUAUUGUGUGUAGAUUGAUGAACAUUUUUUUAAAGUCAAUUUUAGAGUCUUUGACAUAACAACAUGUUGAACAAGUCAAGGGUUCGAAUACUUUUGGAAAGCACUGUGUGUAUGUAUGUAUGUGUGUAUAUAUAUAUAUAUCUAUAUUUAUUUAUAUAUAUAUAUAUAUAUAUAUAUAUAUAUAUAUAUAUAUAUAUAUAUAUAUAUAUAUAUCCUAGAUAUCAGACACUUCAAAAGCUUAUUCGUUAUUAUUUAUUUUUGGACUGUCUGGUUUGCCAUUAUUCAUGUGUUUGUCAAUGCGCUUCUAUUGGCGAUAGGAGUGAAGGCCAAAUUCAUUUUUUUGUUUGUUUGUUUGACCUACAGGGGUCCCAAAAUUAAAACUCCAAAAUGAUCCUUGGUAUGACUCUCUUAAAACAAUUCCCUAUGUCAGUUUAGUAACAUAUAUAUAUAUAUAUAUUUACACAGGGGUGUGAAUACUUACUUAUGUAAAGGAUAUAUUUCUGAAUUUCAUUUUGAGUAGAUGUACAAACAUUUUGAACAACACGUUUGUACUUUCUCAUUGUGCGUGUAGAUGGGUGAGAGAAAUAUUUAAUUCAUUUUGAAUUACACAAAAUGUGUAAGAAGUCAAGGGAAUACUCUCUGAAAGCUCUGCUCUAUUAUGGUCACCAAGCCUCAAAUGACUCUGUUCUUCAUCCUCUUUUGUUCUUUGUAAAACACCAUUGUAGAUACUUGAGGAAGUAGUUUGUUAAUAUGUAUAAUUUUUUUAGCAGCGAUGCUGUUUGUUUUGUAAAUAAUGAGAAAGUAUUGUGAAUGAUAUAUUUGUUGAAUGGUUUUAAAAGUCAUGUAAACUCCUGAGGCUUUUAAAAAAAGGGAUAUUUUCUAUGGAAGACAGCAGAUGAUAAGAGGAACAAAUAGAGAACUGCUGAAACUAUUAUGAAUCUGAGAAUGACUAGUUUACUGAUGGUCUGACAAUUAAAAUAAUGACAAACAUGUUGUCUAUGAUUAAAUGGUCAAAUUAA
Oncorhynchus masou masou (cherry salmon) is the source of this 11354-nucleotide messenger RNA. RefSeq names its product attractin (gene atrn). Lineage: Eukaryota; Metazoa; Chordata; Actinopteri; Salmoniformes; Salmonidae. The coding region runs from base 209 to 4387 and encodes 1392 amino acids. The transcript is spliced from 29 exons. The record is from RefSeq and is a predicted model, not a curated record. Gene Ontology annotation, molecular function: protein binding. Gene Ontology annotation, cellular component: Golgi apparatus.